CGGCCCGGGGCGCCGCGUGGGGUGCAGCGCGCGUGGGGCCAGACAUGGGCAGCCGCGUGCGAGCGCGCAGGGCGGCCGCGGGGCUCGGCUGCUUCGGGCUGCUGCUGGCCGCGCUGGGCGGCGUGAUGAUCGCGUUCGUGCCGUCGCUCAUCAAGCAGCAGAUCCUCAAGAAUGUGCGCAUCGACCCGAACAGCCUGUCCUUCGGGAUGUGGAAGGAGAUCCCCGUCCCCUUCUACAUGUCCGUCUACUUCUUCAACGUCCUCAACCCCCAGGAGGUCCUGCAGGGCCAGAAGCCGUCGGUGCAGGAGAUGGGCCCCUAUGUGUACCGGGAGUUCCGGCACAAGAUCAACAUCACUUUCAACGACAACGACACCGUGUCCUUCCUGGAGCACCGCAGCUUUCAGUUCCAACCUGAGCGGUCCCGCGGCUCUGAGGAUGACUACGUAGUCAUGCCCAACAUCCUGGUCAAUAGUGCCGCAGCCAUGAUGGAGGACAAGCCCAUGGGCCUAAAGCUGAUGAUGACUCUGGCCUUCAGCUCCAUGCAGGAGCAUGCUUUCAUGAACCGUACCGUCCGGGACAUCAUGUGGGGUUACGACGACCCCCUGGUGAAUCUUAUCAACAAGUACUUCCCCGGCGUGCUCCCCUUUAAGGGCAAAUUCGGGCUCUUCUCCGAGCUCAACAACUCCGACUCGGGGCUCUUCACCGUGUUCACGGGGGUACAGGACUUCAGCAGAAUUCACCUGGUGGACAAGUGGAAUGGGCUAAGUAAGGUGAAUUACUGGCACUCAGAUCAGUGUAACAUGAUCAAUGGGACAUCUGGGCAGAUGUGGGCCCCCUUCAUGACCCCCGAGUCCUCGCUGGAGUUCUAUAGCCCCGAAGCCUGCAGGUCCAUGAAGCUCAUCUUCAAGGAGCGGGGCCAUUUCGAGGGGAUCCCCACCUACCGCUUUGUGGCCCCCAAGACCCUGUUCGCCAACGGCUCCGUGUACCCGCCCAACGAGGGCUUCUGCCCCUGCCGGCAGUCAGGCAUCCAGAACGUCAGUGCCUGCCGCUUUAGUGCCCCUUUAUUCCUCUCGCACCCCCAUUUCUACAAUGCCGACCCGGUGCUGGCAGAGUCCGUGAUUGGCUUGCAUCCAAAUGAAGAGGAACAUUCCUUGUUUCUGGACAUCCACCCGGUCACGGGGAUCCCCAUGAACUGCUCGGUGAAGCUGCAGCUGAGUCUCUUCAUGAAGGAGGUUCGAGGUAUCGGACAAACAGGGAAGAUCAAGCCAGUGGUCCUGCCGUUGAUGUGGUUUGGCGAGAGCGGGGCCAUGGAGGGGACCCCCCUUCGGACCUUCUACCGGCAGCUGGUACUCUUGCCCAAAGUGAUCCAGUACGCCCAGUACGUCCUCCUGGUGCUCGGCGGCCUCCUGCUUCUCAUCCCCGCCAUCAUCCUCCUCCGGACCCAAGACCCUAACAGUGCUGUGAGCCGAGCCAGCCUGGCAGCCCCUCCUGACGGGCCCCCCGGCCCUCAGACCCCACUUCUUCAGGACUCUCUCCGAGGACAGCCCAGACAGCCCGAGUUCUGAAACGCCCUGGCCAGCCGGGCACAUUCACUCAGGGAUGGAGCUGCAGCCAAGAAGGCCCUGCCAGAGGCCCUUCUAGAACCUUGUCAGGUCACUCAGUAACCCGUGUGCAGGUGCCGUGGGAACUGGAACCCCACACCCCGCAGCUGUGGACUCAGAUCCAGGUAUCUCAGGCUAGCCCCACCAAACUGCCAUCAGCAAGCCCCCUACCCUUCUUGGCUGAGCCCCGAAGACAGACGCCCGGUCAGCCACCUGGGCCAGGGGCAGGACCUGGGUUUGCUGCACUCGCAUGACAGAACCCGAGCUUGGUUCCAGCACAUGGUGGGCUCCAGGGAG
Molecule: messenger RNA, 1898 nt
Organism: Suncus etruscus (white-toothed pygmy shrew)
Lineage: Eukaryota; Metazoa; Chordata; Mammalia; Eulipotyphla; Soricidae
Gene: SCARB1
Product: scavenger receptor class B member 1
Exons: 12
Coding region: 45-1565 (506 amino acids)
Biological process (GO): cholesterol efflux; plasma lipoprotein particle clearance; cholesterol import
Cellular component (GO): cytoplasm; caveola
Molecular function (GO): low-density lipoprotein particle binding; scavenger receptor activity; lipid binding
Source: RefSeq, a predicted model, not a curated record